Molecule: messenger RNA, 3041 nt
Organism: Bufo gargarizans (Asiatic toad)
Lineage: Eukaryota; Metazoa; Chordata; Amphibia; Anura; Bufonidae
Gene: IRF5
Product: interferon regulatory factor 5
Exons: 9
Coding region: 320-1810 (496 amino acids)
Biological process (GO): regulation of transcription by RNA polymerase II; immune system process
Cellular component (GO): nucleus
Molecular function (GO): RNA polymerase II cis-regulatory region sequence-specific DNA binding; DNA-binding transcription factor activity, RNA polymerase II-specific; protein binding
Source: RefSeq, a predicted model, not a curated record
UCGCUAGAUGGAAGUGCACAGGAGUUUCGGGCGCUACCACUUCCGGAAGGGAGGGGUUUCUAUCACCUGUAGCCUCCCUGCUGCACUUCUCCCUGACCAGGAAGUGGCGCCUCCUUCUGCUUUCACAUGCAGCUUCUGCUUUUCUGCUGCUUGUCGCAGUCAGUGUUUUCACUGAAGGUGCGCACGUCCUUCCAGUAUGACUGACAGGAGGAACUACUAGAGGCCCUGCCGAGUCACCUGGCCAGGACACAAUAUGAGGAUGCGGUUAUUACAUUCCAUUUCCAUCCUGAUAUCAUAACCCAUUGUGUGGCACGUGGACAUGAACCCGCACCCUCGACGAAUUCGUCUUAAGCCAUGGUUGGUGGCACAGGUGGAUAGUGGAAAAUACCCAGGGUUACAUUGGGAAGAUCAGGACCACAAGCUGUUCCGUAUCCCCUGGCGUCAUGCGACUCGCCACAUACCAACACACGAUGAUGAAAACACCAUAUUUAAGGCCUGGGCCGUGGAAACUGGAAAAUACCAAGAGGGUAAGGAUGAGCCAGACCCUGCAAAAUGGAAGGCAAAUCUGCGCUGUGCUCUGAACAAAAGCAGAGAAUUCAAACUUCUGUAUGAUGGCACCAAAGAAACUCCCAUGCAACCGUUCAAGAUCUACCAGCUAUGUGAUCUCCCAGGACAAAGUGAAGAGCCCUUGGCGGAUGACAAUGGAUGUGAUGAAGAGGAAGAGAUUGACCGCAUAUUCCCAAUGCUGGACAUUGGUGAUCCACUGCCGCCUUACAUCUGGCCUAAAUCUGAGCCCACUUUUAGUCCAUGUGGAAACCUCUUACAGCAUAACCUGACCUCAACAGAAGCUGCUGUAAAACCAACUGCCCCCGGAGGGUACCCUGGUGUGGAAUUAUCUCCCCAAGGCAUGGUGCCACAACCAGUAGUUCUUCCCCCUCCAGAACUAGUUCUUGCAGAGAGUAUGGAACCAGCCCAAGAUCCUGCACUUCCUAUACAAGGCGUGAUGACAGCCCCCAUUGAACAAGGCAUACCUGAGUUGCUUAUUAGUCCACAAAUGCUGCCAUUGACUGACUUGGAAAUAAAGUUCCUAUACAGAGGGAAGCAAGCAGGAGCGAUGACUGUUAGUAACCCGCAUGGCUGCCGCCUUUUUUACAGUAACCUUGAGCCAACACCAGAGCAGGUGGAACUGUUUGGUCCUACUACUCUGGAGCAAGUUCGGUUUCCUGGAACGGAUGAAAUUAGCAACGAGAAACAGAAGUUCUACACUAACCAUCUUCUGGAUGUUAUGGACCGAGGGCUUAUCCUUACCCUGCAAGGGCAGGAUAUCUAUGCCAUCCGUUUGUGCCAGUGCAAAGUGUUCUGGUCUGGACCAUGUGCAAACAACCUAGGUGGACCCAACCCUAUAGAAAGAGAGAAAAGAAUCAAAGUUUUCAGCCUAGAGACCUUUUUAAAUGAGCUCAUUGCGUGCCAGAAAGGACAGACCAAUGCACUGCCUCCAUAUGAGAUAUUUUUCUGCUUUGGGGAGGAAUGGCCAGAUCGAAAACCUAAGGAGAAAAAGCUCAUCACUGUGCAGGUUAUUCCUGUAGCUGCCCGUUUACUAUCUGAAAUCUUCACAGGAGAAUCCUCCUGGUCAGCAGAUAGUAUAAAGCUCCAGAUCUCACACCCAGACCUUAAGGAUAAGAUGGUGGAGCAAUUUAAGGAACUUCACCAGCUGUGGCAAAGCCAGCAGGCCCAAGCUAUGGGCCCAGAUGGAGGAGGAGCGCAUGCCGGAGUAAAUGUAGGCCCUGGACCCUGGCCUAUGCAUACAUGAAACAUGCAGUAACACCCUGGGCCCUGGCCUAUGCAUACAUGAAACAUGCGGUAACAAGACAUGUGUUGGUGAAUGUGGUUUGUGAACCUGUAUUUGGCUCAGCUACGGAGAAUACUGUUACUGAGCCAGAGCAUUCCAGUGAAAUACUCUUCAUCUACCAUAGAAGAAAAAAGAGCUGAGAGGUUUAUGUGCUCAAGUCAUGUAGUUGCCUGGGAUGGUAAAAGAGAAUGAUCUAAACUUGCUUCCAUUGCAGAACAUCUCAGGAAUAGUGUCUCCUAAUUCUAUGAGGGAAAGAUUGUUCGUGAAUUUCUCUAGCGCAACCAACCAGUGCUCGCGGUUUGUUAUCCAUCCUCCAUGAUGUUUAUGAAGAAAUGGAAGCAGUGAUCUACUUCACCCUGAUGGCAAAAUAUUGUAAUUUAGUACUAUGCAUAUUAGUGGUCAUACUUCGUGCUCCAUUCUAAAAUCAGUGGAAAAUAGAAGAGGAACAGAAUAUAUUUGGAUAUAAUUUCCAGUUCUGCUUCUUGCCUGCUGCCUUCUGCGGAGAACGUUCUACACAGCUAAAGGACAUUUAUCAAGUUACUGCAGAGAAACUAGGAGUUUUCUAUUUUUUUUAACAGUAAGAAUCCACACUUAAGGUACAAUAAUAAGCAAUUUAGAAUAAAGAUGAUCCAUCAUGUGGAUGCAAGCAAAAUGAAGGGGUUGCCAGGAGAAAACGUAGACACUCUUAUCCAUGAGCUUUUCUGGUGUUGCAGUUCAACCCCAUUCACUUGCGUGUUGGUUACCGAUCACAGCUCAGGGGAAAUUGUGCUCGCUUGAAUUCCACAACCCCAUCUCACACUGGGGGAACAAGACCACCACUGAUCUAAAAUGAAUUGCCUAUCCUAAGGAUAGGCCAUCAGUCCCAUAUUACUGCUUUAAUGAUUUUAUCAUGCAUUGUUUUAAGAGAAUAUGCUCAAUUGCAAAAAUCUGCACAGAACUCCCAAUUUUUUUAUUUUUAUAAUCAGUUACUGCACCUGAUUUUAACAUUUACACUUUGGACCUGCAUUUUAUAUUUCUUUUAAAUAAGAUUCUCCUGAUGCUAGAGCUACACAUAGAGUGCCAAUAUGCAUCUAUGGAUGAGUACUUGGUGGAGACCAUUGUUAAAACGGCUUUGUGCAGUCAAGCUCUUGACUGUGUCUUCUGUACACUUUAUAUGCAAAAAUAAAAUAAAAUGUGCAAAGAUGUAACCAUU